UCUUCAUGUGCAGCUGAGCAGCACUGAAGGCUCUUGGAAAACGAGGGCAGAUAACAUAGGGAGCCCAGAAGAAUCACCUUCUUUGCCAGAACACGCACAUCCAGUCCAUCCACCUGCAGGGGCUCACCUCUUCUAUUUGGACCAGACUCCACUGGAGCGAAAACUCUACUGCCCUGACACAGAGAUAAAAGGGCCACCAAUGUACUCAGAAGUGAAAAACACUACUUCAAACUCCAAUCAGACAAAGAUAACAAGAAAUAAAUAUUCUAAAAGAAAAGGGUCUUCAGUCCUGUUUCCCUGGUGUCUCACUGUUGUGAUUCUUGGAAUCUUCUGUUUCUUUCUCCUUGUGACAACUGGAAUUUUGGGACUCAUGGUUUUCCAGGGUCAUCACAAAUGCCAACCACAGAAACCACCACUGGAAGACAAUUCCAUGUUGAAGAACAUACCUGUUGUAGUGGAACCAUUUAACACAGGAAACAACAGCACGUGUGAGAGGAAAUGGUCAUGUUGUGGAGAGAAGUGUUACUAUUUUUCCCAUGAAUUGAAGAGCUUUGAAGAGAGUAGGAGAUCCUGCAACAAAAUGAACUCUGCACUACUUAAGAUAGACGAUGAAAAAGAACUGAAGUUCCUUGAAAGCCAACUGUCCUCUUUCCAUUGGAUUGGAUUGUCCCGUAAAGGUGUGAAGACUUCCUGGACAUGGGAGGAUAACUCACCACACUUUUUAAAAAUCAACUGGCAAGAGCCAAAGAGUGGAAACUGUGCAAGGAUGACAGCAAGGAAGAUGGUUGCUUCUGAGUGUUCCAAAUCCUCCUACUAUGUCUGUGAGAAAGUAAAGUGCAUAUCUUGCUACCAAAUAACGAGAACAAAAACCAACAACCAAAGACAUUGAUGAUAGUUUUCCCUUAUAAAAACUCAGACUCUUGGGAGUUCUAGAGUCUCUGUGUCAUUUCCAAAUAUCCUUGUAUUUUUAUGGGCUGUUCCAGUAUUCUAGCCUCUGCAUGAGGUGAGGCUGGAAUAUUGGCUACAUAAUGAUGAGAUACAUCAGAACCUCCACAUCUGCCUCCCGCACAUGAAGACUGCCAAAUUACCAGUGGUAUGACCGCAGGCUGAUGGGGUGAGACUUCUUGUGAUGGGGAAUAGCAAGCAGAGUCUGUAUACUCCGUUCCUGCAACUCAUACAAAUUUCGCAAAUAAUCCUGCAAACUGCAGUCACUGCCAUGUCCACUGGGGCUGGGAAUUAAUGCCAUCAGUCAUUGAAGUUGUUCUGUAUGAACUGUGUAUGCAUUUCUGUUUCAUUUCUAACAUUUUAAGAGAAAAAUAUUAGAGUAUACUGGAAAGAGAAGAGUAUCUUGGAUUAGAUGUGAGUUUGAGAUCUGCACCACAACUAAAAUGAGUUCUCUGGCAAGUUCAAUCAUCUGACUCUUACUUUCACAAUGAGUAGGUAAACAACCAAAACUGCAAAAUGA
Messenger RNA from Phyllostomus hastatus (greater spear-nosed bat), 1465 nucleotides. RefSeq names its product killer cell lectin-like receptor 5. The transcript is spliced from 7 exons. The coding region runs from base 200 to 889 and encodes 229 amino acids. The record is from RefSeq and is a predicted model, not a curated record. Lineage: Eukaryota; Metazoa; Chordata; Mammalia; Chiroptera; Phyllostomidae.